Messenger RNA from Linum tenue, 2692 nucleotides. The record is from the annotation of a GenBank genome assembly. NCBI's taxonomy places the organism in Eukaryota, Viridiplantae, Streptophyta, Magnoliopsida, Malpighiales, Linaceae.
UCUCAUUCAGAGAAAACCAAAUUGGAAGAAGGAGAAAUAAUAUCCAGAGCAACUGCCGUCCUUUAACUGGAUAAUCGUCACUUGUUCCAAGAACUCACAGUUAUAUGGGCAGGAAGAAAGCAACAUCUAACAGGAACGAGCAAUACACCGCUCCAACGAAACUAACCAGAAGCAAGAAAGAAAUUUGUUGUCAACUCAUAAAUGGCUCAGGAUACUUCUGCUAGUGUUGACUCACCAAGACGACGUGCUGGACUCCUGAGAGAUCAGGUCAAAGUUGUUAAAAGAAAGGAUUCUGAGCGCUAUGAGGUUGCCCCAAUUGAAGAAACAUUGUCAUUUGAGAAAGGGUUCUUCAUUGUUAUCCGUGCAUGCCAGCUGUUGGCUCAAAAGAAUGAAGGCUUAAUCUUAGUAGGAGUAGCAGGCCCCUCUGGAGCUGGAAAGACCGUGUUCACUGAGAAGGUUCUCAACUUUUUGCCUAGCAUUGCAGUUAUUUCGAUGGACAAUUACAAUGAUUCUAGUCGCAUUAUUGAUGGGAACUUCGAUGAUCCAAGGCUGACGGAUUAUGACACACUACUUGAUAACAUACGUGGUUUAAGAGAAGGGAAAAUAGUUCAAGUUCCAAUUUAUGACUUCAAGACAAGCUCUCGAAUUGGUUACAGGGCAGUGGAAGUUCCUAGCUCCCGCAUUGUGAUCAUAGAAGGCAUCUAUGCAUUAAGCGAGAAACUAAGACCAUUGCUAGAUCUUCGUGUAUCUAUUACUGGUGGAGUUCACUUUGACCUUGUCAAACGAGUUUUGCGGGAUAUUCAACGUGCUGGCCAAGCGCCGGAAGAAAUAAUUCAUCAGAUCUCUGAAACUGUUUACCCAAUGUACAAGGCAUUCAUUGAGCCCGAUCUCCAGACUGCCCAUAUAAAGAUCAUCAACAAGUUUAAUCCUUUCACUGGGUUUCAGAGUCCAACUUAUAUUUUGAAGUCAGCAAGGUCUGUCACAGAUGAACAAAUAAAGGCUGUUUUCCCUCAAGAAUACAAUGAGAGAACAGAGGAAACUUAUGACAUUUAUCUUCUACCUCCUGGUGAAGAUCCAGAAGCAUGUCAAUCAUAUUUGAGGAUGCGGAACAGGGAUGGAAAGUACAAUCUCAUGUUUGAGGAGUGGGUUACAGACAGUCCAUUCAUAAUAUCUCCUAGGAUAACUUUUGAAGUUAGUGUGCGUCUUCUGGGAGGACUCAUGGCUUUGGGCUACACAAUUGCUGCCAUACUGAAAAGAAGCAGCCAUGUGUUUCAUGAUGACAAGGUUUGCGUGAAAACUGACUGGUUAGAACAACUUAACCGCCGCUGUGUUCAGGUGCAAGGUAGAGACCGUCUCUAUGUUAAAACUGUUGCAGAGCAACUAGGCUUGGAUGGUUCAUAUGUUCCUCGAACUUACAUAGAACAAAUCCAGCUGGAAAAGCUUGUAAAUGAUGUUAUGGCACUGCCAGAUGAUUUGAAGUCAAAACUAAGCAUUGAUGAUGAUUUAGCUUCAAGCCCCAAAGAAGCCCUCUCUCGAGCCUCAGUAGACAGAAGAAACAAAGCUAUUUAUAUCUUAUGCAGUGGCAUGUCUCAGUCAUUUUCAAGUCGACAUGAGAAGAAUAUGUCCAAACUGACAAGACUUGCUGUUAACAAUAGAACAUUUGAUGGGAGAAAUAUGGAGCCCCCAGCUGGUCUAGCUACACAGGGGGUUGUUGCUCAACUUUCGGACCAGAUCUCCACCCUGAAUGAGCGGAUGGAUGAGUUUACAUCCCGUCUUGAGGACCUCAACUCUAAGUUGAGUGUCAGGAAAGUUUCAGCUAGCCAACAAAACCUGGCUUUGCCCUCUGAAGCUUGCAAUGGCACCGGAACACCUGCUGCACUGUUCGUGACUGGCUUGGCUAAUGGUCCCCUAAGUGGUUCACUGAUACCUCAUUCUUCGUCGUCCUCCCAACUGGCCAAAGAGUCCCAGCUGAUGGAUGAGCUUCUACAGGUGGCGAGAGGACAACGACAGAUCCUGCACCAAUUAGACAACGUCAGCAAUCUUCUCCACGAGUGCUGGGGUGAGCAGUCUCGUAAAGAUAGAACUGAAAGGGCCAGUAGCAGCCUGAUGGAAGUAGACUCCAUUGCAGUUCCUUUGAUGUUGACUCUAGCAAUUGGUGGUUUAGGUGUUCUUUUGUUCAGAGGCCUUGCUUCCCAAAAGUGACUGAUCCUUCUUUUUCAUGGAAUCGCCUAGCUUCAGAUUACGCAAACAUACAAUGUUAUCUCACUAUAACAACUGAUAGAAACAGGAGAAGAAGCCUCUGUUGCUGCCAACCGGCGUUUCAGGUCUGAGAAGGCUGACUGUCACCCCCUCGCUUCAACAUCCAGCCAGUGUACCGUAAAUAUAUGAUAAUAAGCAUCUCUUUAGCGAGUGACAGAUCAUGUAUAGGUUCUGUAAAACAUCUGUGCUACAGUACACAUAUACAACGAAGAACUCAGCUGUAAUGUUAGGCCAAACUUCUAGCCAUCGUAAAGAAGGCGGAGUGGUUAGGGACCGAUGAACAGCACUUUUCAGGAUCUGUUACUGUUUACAUCAAAUAACAGAUCAAUGAAGUGAGAAAUGAUUGAUGUCCAGGUUCCAAGUAAUCGACUCCUACUUUCACUACCUUGGUAUUCAAGUCUUCCAUUGUUGGCUAUGAUCAUAUGUAAAGGGU